Prorocentrum cordatum is the source of this 486-nucleotide messenger RNA. NCBI's taxonomy places the organism in Eukaryota, Dinophyceae, Prorocentrales, Prorocentraceae. The record is from the annotation of a GenBank genome assembly.
AUGUCGCUCGCCGACGAGUCCAACAACGACGACACGGGCCAGAAGAUCAAGAGCCUGUACUUCGACAUCCUGAACAGCAAGGGCACCAAGGGUACCUACGCCGAGUCUGACAACGAGGAGGACGAGAAGAAGCACGUCAAGAAGCUCAACAAGAAACGGGCCAAGGAGCUGAGGAAGCAGCAGAAGAAGAUCCGGAUCACGGACAAGAAGGAAGGCUCGAGCUCCGACGAGCUGCCCUUCUUCAUGCGAGACGCCAGCAUCAUCGCCGCCCAGAAGGAGCGGGCCGCGGAGGCGGCAGCAGCGGCAGCCGAAGCUGCGCGGGCAAAGAAGAAGAAGAGAAAGAAGAGCAGCUCAUCUUCUGACGAUUCUGACGAGGAUUCUUCUUCUGACGACAAGAAAAAGAAGAAGAAAGACAAGAAGAAAAAGAAGAAGGACAAAAAGAAGUCCAAAAAGGCGAAGAAGAAGGAUUCGUCUUCUUCGAGCUGA